Dreissena polymorpha is the source of this 2094-nucleotide messenger RNA. Its product is annotated as HIV Tat-specific factor 1-like. The record is from RefSeq and is a predicted model, not a curated record. Gene Ontology annotation, molecular function: RNA binding. NCBI's taxonomy places the organism in Eukaryota, Metazoa, Mollusca, Bivalvia, Myida, Dreissenidae. Gene Ontology annotation, biological process: mRNA splicing, via spliceosome. Gene Ontology annotation, cellular component: U2 snRNP; U2-type spliceosomal complex. The transcript is spliced from 11 exons. The coding region runs from base 92 to 1963 and encodes 623 amino acids.
UUUUUUUACAGGACGUUUUUACUCCUACACCGCCGGUACAAGCGUUCAAAGGAUCGAGAUGAAAAUUGAAAUAAAACGUUAGUCUUGCAGAAUGGGGGAUAUUGAUUUUGAGGAGCAACUAGAAUUAGAGCGACUGGAGAGAGAGAAAGCGGAGAAAGAAAAGCAGGCACCACCGGGAGUCAGGGAGGACCCAGAUGGCACCAAAUAUGAAUGGGACCCAGACAGGCAGGCGUGGUUCCCUAAGAUUGAUACUGACUUCAUUGCCCAAUACCAAAUGAAUUAUGGAGUGGCAGAGGAAGCUGGUGGAGAAACUGACAAGGAAAAACAGAACUAUGAAUAUUAUCAGAAUUACUAUGCGGCGGCCAUGCGGGAGGAGCAGCUAUUGUCAUGGAAACCAAAGGAAUCUGCCGAGGAUGAGAGCCAUGAGGAGACUGUGCAGAAGCUGGAGCAUCUAGAGAACACCUGGCAGGCAGGGGGAGAUGAGUCCGAAGAAGAAAUGUUGAAAUACACAGAUGAACAAAAGAAACAGUAUAACGAGUACUGGUCAUACUAUUACGGCUCCGACUACCAUGACUACUAUGCUGACUGCAUGGCCCAGUAUGAGGCAGGGGCCAAAGGGGGAGGAGUCAACACUGAAAUGGAUGGAGUCAUUCAAGAGACAAGCAGCACUCAAGUUGAUGCUGACAAGAAGAAGAAGGCUAAGAAGAAAAGACCACCACCCAGAGAUGAGGGUUGGUUUGACGUCAAUGAUGAACACAAUACAAAUGUCUAUGUAUCAGGAUUGCCGUUCGACAUCACACAGGAGGAGUUCAAGGAAAUGAUGACCAAGUACGGCUUGGUUAUGUACGACCCCCGCAGCAAACAGCCGAAACUGAAGCUAUACCUUGAUGAGAACGGACAGCCCAAGGGAGAUGGCCGCUGUUGCUUCAUUAAGAAAGAGUCCGUGGAUCUCAUACUUAACCUGCUUGACGGGGCCGACUAUAGGGGCCACACAAUAGCAGUGCAGAGGGCCCAGUUCACCAUGAAGGGGAACUAUGACCCCACAAAGAAAAAGAAGAAACUGUCCAACAGGGAGAAGAACAAGUUGAAAGAAAGACAGGCAAAAUUGUUUGACUGGCGCCCAGACAAGCCUCGAGGGGCAAGAGAGAAGCAUGAAAAGGUGGUCAUACUGAAGAAUGUCUUUGACCCCAGCCAGUUUGAGGAUGACCCAGUGAAGAUCCAGACCCUGAAAUCAAACAUCCAGACCGAGUGUGGGAAGUACGGAGACGUGAAGAAAGUGGUCGUGUAUGAUAGACACGAGGAUGGUGUGGUCCAGGUGCACUUUUCGGAAGCAGAGGAGGCUGACAUGUGUGUGGAGUACAUGAACCAGCGCUUCCUGGCGCUGCGGCGCCUCCUGGCUGCCACCUGGGACGGCAAGACCAAGUACGAGGUGCUCGAGUCUGAGGCUGAGAGGGAGGAGAGGAUAAAGAAGUGGGCAGAGUUUCUGGAGACGGGUGGGGAGGGCGGAGUUAAAGCGGCAGCUGGGAAUGGUGCAGUUGGGGGCGAAGUUACUGGGGUUACUGAAUCAGGCAGUAGUUCAACUAAUGUUGGCGAUGGUGUUAAUAAACACUCGGAAGGAGAUGGUACUGUUUCUAGUGGGAAUGGAGUGUCUUUGGAUGCUGAAAACAGUGCAAGUGCUGAUGCUUUACCAGAAACUGAUGGUGGUGCUUCUACUGCCACUGGUUCUGAUGAUUACAUCACCUCUACAGGAACAGAUACUGAUAUGAUUAUCAGUGCUGAAACUGCACUAGAUGUGGGUGGUUCGGCUGAGGUUGAAGUUGAUUUACAGAGUGAAGCUCUAGACUCUAUGUCUGAUAGAGAUGCAAACGCAGGGGAUCAAGAGAAUGAUAUGGAUCAGGUGACUAGUACAACGGCAAACCUGGAUAAUUACAAUAGCAGUGAGAAUGUGGAAAACAGCACAUAAAAUCUUAAAUGUGUUGUUUGGAAUUCUAUUGAGAGCUUCAGUACCUGACAAUGAAAUUUCACGUUAUGCAGUGUGUUUAAUGGUAAUACUUGCUAUGUUUUGGAAGUAAAAGAAUUAUUGAAUGAUGAGAA